UUCAGAAAAUAACAUUUUUCGCGCCAAAUAAUUCCACUGAAGUCGAAAUGUUUUUCCCCAAACCCAUUCUCCAGAGAGCAAAAGCCCUAUACUCACACAAAAUCCCGCGCAGCCUCCUUUUCAUUCGUUUAUUUUCAGAGCUGGAAGAGAAGUAGCUCUUUUCAGUCCUUACUUUCAGAUCUGGAAGAGAAGUAGCGCGAGUUUCUCUCUCUCUCUCUCAAGAAUGGCUACCGUUAAUAGUUACUCUGAGACUCAGGGUUACCAAGGCAACACACCAAUGCCCACACCUACCGUGGCGACCUCAAAGCAGCCUGCCCCUGUCGCUAAGAGCGUCGACACCCAAUCUGUUCUGAAAAGGCUACAGUCAGAAUUGAUGGCCCUAAUGAUGAGUGGGGAUGCUGGCAUAUCUGCUUUUCCUGAGGAAGACAACAUAUUCUGCUGGAAGGGUACAAUCUGUGGAAGCAAAGCUACUGUUUUUGAAGGAACAGAUGACAAGCUCUCACUAUCUUUUCCAACUGAUUACCCAUUCAAACCUCCCAAGGUCAAAUUUGAAACAAGCUGCUUCCAACCUAAUGUAGAUGUCUUUGGUAACAUUUGCUUGGACAUCCUGCAGGAUAAAUGGUCAUCAGCUUAUGAUGUGAGAACCAUUUUAAUCUCUAUCCAGAGUUUGCUUGGAGUUAUCCCUGUCUGAUUUAUUGGUGCUGAUGUUUAUCAACUCUGACACUUCAUUGCCGCAGCUUGAAACAGAUGGAAUUUUAUUGAUGCAACAAUGUCUCUGCUUUGCUUCUCUGUUUCUUUGCCAAUGAUGACUGGUGAGAAAGAAGCUGAAUCUGAACUUCUUGUGUUUGGAUUGUGCAAAGUAUUACUUUAGUACCUUGGCUUUUUGACUCCAAAACUCAUAGAAUCUAAAUGGGAUAAAAUCUACCUUGAAAAUGCAGUUUAGUAAUUAAGUUUUCAAAACUUUAUCUUGGCUGGCCAGCACACCAAAACACACCCCUCUUAGUCCUGAUUUUUGUGUACUUGUACCCCAACAAUUGGUCAAAGAGCAUCCAAUGUAAUUUUUAAUUUAAUUAUACUUGUGUAAGUAUAUCUAGUUUUACUACUUUCCGCCUAGUUUCGGUUAAGCUAACAAUAGAGUAUUUGCUUCUCUAUUUGUGAGUUAUGAAAAGAAGACAUCUUCUGGGGAGAAUGUCAUCUUAUAAAUAGUUGUAAUAAGUUAUUUUUCAUCACUGGUGAUCCUUUUCAUUUUAAAUGAUGGCAAUAAUGAUCUUUCUUUUAUUUUUUGUUGUCUUCAUUUUAUAGUCUGUUCUAAAAUUAUCUUUUGGGUACUUGU
Macadamia integrifolia is the source of this 1333-nucleotide messenger RNA. RefSeq names its product ubiquitin-conjugating enzyme E2 20-like. Bases 224 to 691 code for a protein of 155 amino acids. The record is from RefSeq and is a predicted model, not a curated record. NCBI's taxonomy places the organism in Eukaryota, Viridiplantae, Streptophyta, Magnoliopsida, Proteales, Proteaceae. The transcript is spliced from 6 exons.